This is a messenger RNA of Ambispora gerdemannii, 1083 nucleotides long. Lineage: Eukaryota; Fungi; Glomeromycota; Glomeromycetes; Archaeosporales; Ambisporaceae. The record is from the annotation of a GenBank genome assembly.
AUGCAAAAAUUACUUGCUGGAUCAUCGAAAUAUUGUUUAACCGCGAAACAACUAAGCUUAAAAGGUUAUAAUUUAGUAAGCGAUAAAUCCGAGGUGUUAGGCUUCAAUAUGGAACGAGAUACACUUGCUCUAUAUAAUACAUUGGGAAUACGAAAGGCCGCUACUGAGGAAGAAAUUAAAAAGGCAUAUCGACGCCUAGCUUUAAGAUACCACCCGGAUAAAAACCCUAAUGCCGCUGACGAGUUCAAGUCAAUAAAUCAUGCCUACGAAAUUCUCAGCGAUCCAAAAAAACGUUCAGUAUAUGACAAAUAUGGAGAAAUGGGAAUCCAGAUGCUUGACUCAGUGGCUGGCUUUCUAUUUGAUCCGGAGACAGUAAAAUGGUCGGCAGCCAUUGUAUUUAUACCGUAUUUUAUCGUCGAAGCAAUACAUCUUUAUCCUAAUAUCAUUGAGUAUCUCACUAUAUUACGAACAUCGAAAGUUUACGAUGAAGAGGGAAAUCCUUCGCUUAAAGCAAAAUUAAGACUUUUCUUUGAUACAUUCUGGUGGUCGAGUAUACGCAUUGUUUUAUCCAUUCUAGUAGUGCUGAAAAUUGAUGGAAUAAUCAAAGGUAGCUGGGGUGCAGUAUUCAUUCCUAUAUAUUUGGUGGGAGCUCGAUACGGACUUGGAAUAAUUCAAGAAUAUAUAGCGACCAGCAGAGCUGAACCAUUACAAAAUCGAGGAAAAUUGGACACUAUUCUAAAAGCGAUUGGUUUCUUAAUAGUAGGAUCAUUAUUCUAUACAUUGGUGGGAUUACUAGCGGCGAGAUUGGAUGGACAUACAGGCAUAAAAAUAUCCUCGGUCUUAAUACCAGUAUUCAUAACAUUAUCAAUACUGUUUUGUUGCACUGGUUGUUGCUUACCUUGUGCACUGGUAAAUUGGAAUGUAGGGGAUGAUCUAGAGGGAACCAAUCAACUCAUCCCAAUUUCUCCAAAUCGACGAAUUACUUAUCCUCUCGAAACAGCUGGACCAAGUCAAAUUAAUCAUGAAAGUUCUACUACGAUACCAACAACAACAGAAUAUCAAUAUGUCAACCCUCAGGCGUAA